Nerophis lumbriciformis (worm pipefish) is the source of this 639-nucleotide messenger RNA. The record is from RefSeq and is a predicted model, not a curated record. NCBI's taxonomy places the organism in Eukaryota, Metazoa, Chordata, Actinopteri, Syngnathiformes, Syngnathidae.
AUGCAGAACAACCACACUAAGGAGCACCUCUACAAGAUCCUGGUCAUAGGAGACCUGGGCGUAGGCAAGACCAGCAUCAUCAAGCGCUAUGUGCACCACAAUUUCAGCCCAAAUUACAGAGCUACCAUCGGGGUAGACUUUGCCCUCAAAGUGCUCAACUUGGACCAGGAGACCGUACGUCUUCAGCUGUGGGACAUCGCAGGACAGGAGAGAUUUGGUAACAUGACCCGCGUAUACUACCGCGAGGCAAUGGGUGCCUUCAUCGUGUUUGACGUGACAAGGCCCGCCUCAUUUGAGGCAGUCACCAAAUGGAAGGAGGACUUGGACUCCAAAGUGACAUUAGCCAAUGGGAAGCAUGUGGCCACGGUGCUCCUGGCUAACAAAUGUGACCAAGGACGGGAUGUACUCACCAAUAAUGGAAUAAAGAUGGAGCAGUUCUGCCAGGAGAAUGGCUUUGUCGGGUGGUUUGAGACAUCUGCUAAGGAAAACAUCAACAUUGACGAGGCAGCGAACUGUUUGGUGAAACACAUCAUCUCCAGUGAGAACGACAUGCUCCAGUCAGAGGUCCCGGACACCAUCACUCCCCAGUUAGAGACAGACAGAGGCGGGACAUGCUCGUCCUGCUUCAGAUCGCAGUAA